Messenger RNA from Morone saxatilis (striped sea-bass), 4235 nucleotides. RefSeq lists its product as uncharacterized. The record is from RefSeq and is a predicted model, not a curated record. Lineage: Eukaryota; Metazoa; Chordata; Actinopteri; Moronidae.
GACAGUGGGAAUGGCUGUGUGACUCGCCCUCCCUGCUCCCGCCGUGCAGCGAUGCUGUCAGUUACUACUCUCAGUUUGGACGGGUACCAGGUUUCACCUCCGCAGCGGGACGACGUUUCCGCGGGGUUCUGGAUGAGCAUCUGAACCUGCUCCGCUGGCCCGAGGGCGUCAAGGGAGACAGAGAGCUGGCUGUUAAAGGAGAGAAUGGCCAACUGUACUACUGGAUCCUGCCCUCCUUCUUCCAGCUGCUCAAAGACCUGGAGCAGGAAGGAAGGGAGUUCGCCAUCCUCUUUCGCACGUUUGGAAACGACCUACCUCGUGUGCUGAGGGCUGUGUACAGAGCACUGAAUGAAGGGGCUCAUCCACUGUUCCCUGAUCUGCCUGAUCUCAAGUUACGUGUGAAUAUGACCGCGGGCAAAAUCCGCUGCAGCAAGAGGGGAAUCGUCCUGAGCCGAGCUGAGGACCGAGUGACGACUCAUGAUGGAGAAAGAGGCCUGUACCAGUACUUGAGCUCAGUCCAGGGUCUGGGAGGCUUUCAGGACCACUUUGACUGGUGGGCUAGUAAUACCUUCUCCAUUCGUGGAGGGAAGCCAUUGUGGGUCGACCCCUUUGACCAAAAUGUUCAGCACAUCUUCAUAGACGACAACAUACGCCAGAAUGACGAGGAUACCAUAGUUCAUCCCAAGGUGUUCUUGGACCCAGGAAGCACUGAGACUCGUACAGCCUGCACCUCUGAGCUCUAUGACAUCACACUGGUCCAGAACGACCUCCUCCGGGCCAUUUCUGACCCGAGCUACUUCACUCAGCGCAUCCACAUCUGCCUGGAAAACUAUGACAGGAAUCUCCAGCAGGGGGCAGGCUAGAGAAGUUCAACCUUCCCUCCUUGUAUUUUGUGUUCGUCUUUAUGUGACAACCUCAAGCUUAGGGUUCCAUUAACCCAGAGACAAAAGCACUGACAGAGGAUGCAGACACAGUAGACGUGGUAGGGACACCUACGCUGAGUUUGAUGAUUAACUGAAGGACUGGAGGUCAUUAAACAACAAAUGGAGGAAAGUCACAUGAAUAAAUAUGCAGAUGAGGAAGGAACACAGUUAUUAUCUUAAGAUCAAAUAAACUAAGGACAAACUAAAUGCAGUUGAGUAAGUUUGGCAGCUAGACAACAGGUCAAAUAAAUAAUGCAUACUUUAUCUACUCCAGGACAGCAGCAAAUAGAUUGUCUGCUAGCGAACCGCCACAUAAAGAGUUUUUGACCUAAUUAAGCAGUAAAGUGGCCAGGCCAGACUCUUUGAUUGCAGCAAAGGCUCUGUGACUAAUCACACCACAGGAUAAUUGCCCUAACUCUCUAAGAUUUGUCAGACAGCAUAAUUGGGGUCAGAUACGGUGAAAACCCCCUCAAGUGUUGCGUUAGUUGUGUAGUGAGUAGAAUCCACCAGGAUUUUGCUCGGCUCUUCGUUCGUCAUCCUCAGGGUGUGACACUUCCAUGUAGCUUCGCCCUUUAGUUUACGGAAAUGUACUUUAACUUCCAUUGUUGGCUUUGUCUGCAUUGUUUACAUCCACCCAGAACUCAAAGGUGAUACUUGAAUCUUUCCAGAUGACUGAAAAAGAAUCUGAUAUAUGAGUAUGGCUGUGUAACUUUAGGCUGAUACCUCAGAGCGCACUGUAAACACAUUAGGAAGGCAAAGUAAUCAGAAAGUGACUUUAAAUACUUUUUAAUGUGACUAUAUUGCUAGUAAGAAUUUCAAAAGCCACAAUAUUACAUUCAUUAAAAAUUUCCUGAUAUUAACAGGUAAGAGUAAUCCAUAUCCAUGAUACAUCUGUCAGGGCUUUAUUAUAGAUUUAUUAUACAAAGUAAUAUCUUGAAGCACUGAGACAUAUCAUAAGGUUUAACAUGGCUUUGGGAUGCGUUUGCACAGAAUUGUUUACUACUUGUUACUACUGUUUUUACUAUUUGAAACAUUUAUUUAAUAAGUUAAAUGUGUGGAAACAAUGGUAGUUUUUGCUUUGAUGGUUUGAUAUAUUUAUUGUUAAGCUUCCGUGGAGAUUUUUAAUGCAAAUGGUAUCAAUAAUCUAAAGAAAAAUACUUAAAUGCGGGUUUCUGAGAACCACUGGGAACAACGGCAGUAAUUUUUUUUCAGUAAUAAUGAACAUGCAAAGAGUACAAUGAAAAGUGCAAAGACUAAGGUGGGAUGGAAAGCUUUGUUGGUGGAGUUUCAAUUUGCAAAACCCUUAAAGAACCAGUGUGUAGGAGUUAGAUGCAUCUAGUGGUGAAGCUACAGAUUGCAACUAACUGAACACCGCUCGCAUCUCUAUUUGAUGACCCGGGAAUUAGAACGGGCUGUGAAGUCUUAGGAGAAAUAACGGUGGCAGUGAAACUAGUGAAAAAUGCCAAAAGCCCCAACCUAUCUAGAGCAUGGUGGUUCAACAUGGCGGCCUCCAUAGAAGAGGACCCGCUCCCUCUAUAGAUAAAAACAGCUCAAAAACACAACAGUUGUUGUGAUUACACAUUAAUGAAAACAUACCUAUGAAUAUGAAUUUCCAUUUAUGACAAUAGAUCCUCCUAAAUGUUACACACUGGACCUUCAACACAAAAUGCUCUACUCCAUCAUGCACAGGUUUAUAAUAGCAUCACAGCAUUGUAUAAGUUUAUCAGUGAAUUUUAAUCAUUGCUGCAUUUUAAAGUAAAACUAUCAUGAUAUAAUGCUGUCAAACUUUGGAGAAGAUUAUACAUAUAGUAAACAAUAUGCAAUUUAUAGUAAUUGAAAUUGAAAUGAUAGAUGAUAGAGUAAGCUUUACUGUAAUUUUAUUUUUUGUAUGUUAUACUACAGUAAAUAUAAACUGUACAUACAGUACAUUCUACAUUCAUACAAGGCAAAAUGAUGAUUACUUCACUAAAUCAGUUAAAUUUUCCUGUUCUGCGACCACAGAGUUUGUUACAUAUUGUUUAAGACACAAAAUCUUAGAUAUUUUAAUUACUUAGUAUAAGUUUGUGCAUCUAAAAUACAGAAAACUACAGUAAUACUGUAUUUCUGAAAAGAAAGGACAGAUGCUUACAAACACGUUACAUUGAUUCAAUAAUCUGUAGGUUUGGUACAAAGUACCAAAACUAAUAAUGACUCAGCUAGUUAUAUUGGACUUUGUAUGGAAGAACAGCAUUUUGUGGUGAGGUAAAGUUUUGCACACUGAAACUGAUGCUGUCGUGCAUUGAACACACUUGAAAAACAUUUUAAUAAAUUUUUUCUGAUGUUAAAUAUUGCCAUUCAAUGUUAGUGUUUGGCGUUUUGCAUAAUGACAAUUUACUGUAGGCACAUAACAUAAGUUAAUCAUGAUUAUUGGUAUGUUAGAGACACAAUUUCAAUUGAUUUGACCCUUUGCUGCUGUGAUACCGUAAAGAAUGUCAGAAUGUGAUCAAUGAGGGGACACUGUUAAGGAGCCAACACGUGGCUUUAUUAAAGAUUUUUGAUACAGCUCAUUUAUAAAUCAUUAAUAGGUUAUUGAUAAAUAGCUGUGUGUGUGACCAGGUCAGGUCCACUGGGGAUUAAUUAAAGAAAGUAUGAAGUGUUAAGGCCAAAGGGUGGUAAGUACAUUCAUUUGUCUGCUUUGGUGUGUUGUAAUGAACAUUAAAAAUGUCUGUAAUACUUCUCUUCAUUCUGUUUCAAAGCAAAUAUUCUUAUCUUCUAUACAACCAUAUUUAUCAGCACCCCUGCAGCUACCUGGAGUUACUUCAAGUGGAAAUAAUGAGUGGAAGCAGAAGACCAAAUGAUAAGGGAGGUGCUUGUGAGAUAAAAUGUUUCCUGUCUUUCUAGUUUGCCAUGGGAUUAAAAUGCAACGCUUGGCUUGAAAUGUUUGAAGUGAGGUUUCAUAAGGUAAUUCUACUCUCCUGAAACAUUUGUGUAAUUGGCUGCGUCAUUAUGGCAGAGGUCAGACACAUUAAUGUGACAAGUCAUGUCUGAAGUUUGUCCCAGGCUGAUUGUGAUAGAUGAUAGUGCUGCUGCUGGCAACUGACUGAACAUUUGAUGACAAAGCAGAUGGUGCAGCAGUGUCAUUCAAUAUGACUACAAUGGGAACUAGAAUAUAGAACAGCUUUUUUUUGUGUGUAAUAUAAAAGUGCACAUUUUAAUGUUUCAUCUUUUCCUGUAGUCUCUUCUGUUCUGGUUUAGUUCUGUUAUGUUCUACUUUGAUCUGUCAGUGUUUAGUAUUUAUAGCAAUCCCAGAGUUGCAUAAAGAAACUCAUAAUA